Chelonus insularis is the source of this 1724-nucleotide messenger RNA. RefSeq lists its product as uncharacterized. The transcript is spliced from 11 exons. Lineage: Eukaryota; Metazoa; Arthropoda; Insecta; Hymenoptera; Braconidae. Gene Ontology annotation, molecular function: phosphatase activity. The record is from RefSeq and is a predicted model, not a curated record. Bases 63 to 1724 code for a protein of 553 amino acids.
GUGCAUAUUUUUCCAUUUCAUAAGUUUGUUUCAAUUGUUAGUUAUCAGCUGUAUCUUGAACAAUGGAUUGCAAUUUUUAUUCUUUCUUCCAUAUACUUAUUAUUUGUUUAAUUAGCACUUGUCCAAUGAUAGAUUCGAGGUACACCAAACAUCAUGCAAUUAAUCUCACUGAACUUACAAAUUCCGAUUUUAAAAAUUUCUUGAAUUCUUUCGAUAUUGUCAUAACUGACAUUGACGGAGUCAUAAGACAGUAUAAAUCAGAGCCUAUUGAUGUUUUUAUUGUUUUACAAAAGCUUAAGGAACUUGGUAAGCGAAAUAUUUUAAUUACCAGCAAUAGUUAUUUUUCUUCAGAGGAUUAUAGUUCGUUUCUGAUUUAUUUCGGAUAUAACGCAACAUCUGAUGAAAUAGUUGUUCCUUCAGACGCACUCAUUUGGUAUCUUAAGAGAAUCAAUUUUACAGAUAAAGCUUAUGUUAUUGGUUGUGAUUUAUUUGUACAAAGUCUGAAAAAAAGCGGUCUCAAUAUAGUAAUUGGUAAAUCGAUUGAAGGAAACGUGUAUAACACAUCUCAUUUAUUCGAUAUAGACAAAGAAGUUAAAAUAGUGAUAGUUGACUUUGAUGCUCAUGUAAAUUGGUUAAAAUUGAACAUGGCUGGAGUUUAUCUUAAAAACGACAGAGUUGCUUUCUUAGCUGGAGCAUCCGAAAUGCAACUUCCUGCAUUAAGAGAUGACCGAUCCAUGGGUUCUAGUUAUUUCCUAGACAUUUUAAUGAGAUAUUCCAAAAGAAAACCUUUAUUAUUCGGCAAACCUGGAAAAAUUUUUGGCGACUAUAUUCUUGAACGUUUCUCUGUAUCCGAUUCUUCUAGAGUGCUCUUCAUUGGAGAUUCAAUUGAUGUUGACAUGAAAUUUGCCGAUAUGUAUAGUUUUAAAAAAUUACUAAUUGGACCAGGGAUGUAUCUAUCAAAAUCUGGAAAGUGUAUGAAAGAUAGUCUGCCUAUAGCUGAUUAUUUUAUUGACGAUUUGAAUGAAAUGUUAGGAAUUACCUUAAAAAUGAACUUCCUCAAUUUAGGCCAAUUUAUAUUACCACAUGAAUCUCUUCUUUGGUAUCUUAAAAAAUUCCAAAUGAAAGGAAAAGCUUUCGUCGUUGGUUCUGACAAAUUCAUUCAAACACUGAAAGAUGCUGGUGUUGACGUUGUAUCUGCUCCAAAAUACGCUAACGUACAUAAUAAUAACCAUUGUAACCCAAUGGCUAUUGACAGAAGAGUUAAUACAGUGAUAGUAGAUUUAGAUACUACUGUGAAUUUAGGUCAAAUAGCUCAAGCUGGACUCUAUCUUAAAAAUGAAAAUGUUCAAUUUUUGGCUGGAACAGCUCAAAAACAAAUUUAUGUCAACAAAUUUCAUAAAGUCAUAGGUCCUGGUUACUUUGAAGAUGUUUUGAUUAAUUAUUCUGGAAGAAUCCCUUUACAUUAUGGUAAACCUGGUGGUCUAAUGAGAGACUAUAUUAUGGAUCGCUAUCCAGCUAUUGCUUCUAAUCCCAGUAGAGUAUUGUUUAUUGGAAAUUCUAUUGAUGUCGACAUAAAAUAUGCUUAUAUGUGUGGUUUCCAAAAAUUAUGGCUGAAUCCAGAUGCAAAUGAAUCAACUGUCUCCAAAUUAGUCAAUAAUUGUAUGACGAAUCCUGAUUACUAUCUUUCUGAUAUAAGUAAGAUGCGUUUCAUUGGUUGCAGAUAA